AUGCGCUCAAUGUGAGUAUCGCCUCAGUCGGUGGCGCCACAGCUGUCCUCCCCUCUCUGCUCUUCUCUCUCCGCUUCUUCCUUUCAGGCUGCGUCUUUUAGGAGCGCACGCAACGCGACGAGGAGCUCGAGGAAACGCGUCGCUCCCCAGCUUCAGUCUACACAUUCACUUCUGAUCGUUGGAUUAACAGGGGCAGAGGUGGUGCUCGUCCAAUCCCGCCUAAUUCAGCUGAAUUGAGGGACAGAGUGUAAUUUCCCCUCUUGGAGGGAAGAGUGCCUUCUUUCUUUCUUCUUUUUUCUUCUUUUGAUUUCGGAGAGUUGCAGUUCGUAGAAAGAAAAUGCAUCUGAGCCAACAAAUCUGACGGAUACUGGACUUACAACUAAAGAAGGUUAAUGAAGAGGAAAAAAUCUACAUCAUAGGAGCAAUUAAAAUCUUCUAUUCAAGGGAGUGCAUUCCAUUCAGAAGCAAUUGGAUGAGAGACUCAUUAGCCCUCGGCAACUAAAGAUGAUGUUACCAUGGAAACAAAUUGUUCUGCUAUCAAUCACUGGAUGCCUUGCAGCUUGUACAGAGGAUGUCAUAUUUCAAGGGCCAAGAUGGAGGACAGAGCCAAGCGACCUCAUUUUGCCAAUCAACUCCCCGGACCACCAUGCGACUAUCACGUGCGAGGCAGAGGGGAGCCUUCAACUGCAGUACAGAUGGUCACUGAACGGGACACUCAUUGAUCUGGGCAACGACUACCGGCGUCACAUGUCUGGGGGCAGCCUGAUCAUUAGCAACCUGGACAAGGACCAAGACACGGGGGUGUACCAGUGCAUGGCUUUCAACACAUGGGGUUCCAUCCUGAGCCGUAGAGCCAGCAUCCAGUUUGCAUAUCUGGACAACUUCAAAACACUGUCGGUGAGGAGUGCCGUCAACGUCCGUGAGGGCCAAGGAGUGGUUCUUUUAUGUGGAGCUCCGCCACAUUCUGGAGAGCUGACAUUUGCAUGGAUUUUCAAUGAAUACCCGUACUCCGUCCAACAAGACAGCCGAAGAUUCAUCUCUCAGGAGACUGGAAGCCUGUAUAUAGCCAAAGUGGAGCCCUCAGAUGUGGGCAACUACACUUGUGUGGUUAACAACACUGUCACAAAGCAGAAGGUUCUCAGCUCUCCAACACCAUUGGUCCUCAGGAGUGAUGGUGUAAUGGGUGAAUAUGAGCCCAAAAUAGAAGUUCAUUUUCCAGAUUCGGUUCCAGCUGCAAAGGAAUCGGCGGUCAAACUGGAAUGUUUUGCACUAGGAAACCCUGUCCCAGAAAUAAGCUGGAGGAGAACUAGCGGCGUCCCUUUCCCCAGCAAAGUCAAAAUGAAGAAUUCGAAUGCCGUCCUUGAAAUUCCUAAUUUUCAGCAGGAAGAUGCAGGAACGUACGAAUGUAUAGCAGAGAACCGACGGGGCAAAAAUGCUGCUCGGGGUCGUGUUUCUUACCAUGCUAAACCUCAGUGGCUCCAAACAAUAACAGACACAGCUCAGUCCAUCGAGGAGAACCUCUUCUGGGAGUGUAAGGCCAAUGGAAAGCCAAAACCAUCCUACAGUUGGCUGAAGAAUGGCGAGCAAAUGAUGGCUGAGGGCCGUGUACAAAUCGAAAACGGAGCCCUUUCCAUAACAGCGUUAAACCUGUCAGAUUCCGGGAUGUAUCAGUGUGUGGCUGAAAACAAACAUGGCAGUGUUUAUUCCAGUGCCCAGCUAAUGGUGUUAGCUUCACCACCGAGUUUCUCCAAAAGUCCAUUAAAGGCCUUGCUAAAAGCUCGCUCAGGCAGUGAAGUCACUCUUGAAUGCAAGCCCCAGGCCUCGCCCCCAGCAAUUAGCCUGUGGAAGAAGGGGAAUGAGAUCCUGCAAAGAACUGAAAGGAUUGCUUUGUUUCCAAAUGGAACUUUAAAGAUUGCCAAUGUAACCAAACGGGACGCAGCUAGCUACACCUGCACCGCCAAAAAUAGGUUUGGAACAGCCAGUACAACUGGGAGGCUCCUCAUCACUGAGCCCACCAGAAUCACCAUGAGGCCCACUAACAUGGAGAUUAUUGUUGGCGAGAGCAUCGUGCUGCCCUGCCAGAUUGCCUGUGAUCCAGCUCUGGACGUCUCUUUCUCAUGGGCAAUCAACGGCCAGCUCAUCAACUUCCAGGGAGACCGCGAUCAUUUUGAAAGAGUGGGUGGGAGUAUAUCAGGGGAUCUGAUGAUUCGCAACAUCCAGCUGAACCACGGUGGGAAGUAUGUCUGCGUCAUCGACACAGAUGUGGAGAGCCUGUCCACUUCUGCCAUUCUGGUUGUCAAAGGUCCUCCGGGCCCUCCAGAUAAAGUUGCAGUGGAGGAAAUCACUGACAGUACAGCUCAGCUGUCCUGGACUCCCGGAAGAGACAACGGGAGCCCCAUAACGGGUUACAUAAUUCAGGCUCGGACACCUUUCACUGUGGGUUGGCAGGCUGUAGAUACAGUGCCGGAGGUUGUCAAUGGCAACAUGCUGACAGCCACUGUGGUCGGUCUCAACGCCUGGGUGGAGUAUGAGUUCAGGGUGGUGGCCCGAAAUAUUGUGGGCCUUGGAGAGCCGAGUCCAGCUUCAGCCAAGACCAGGACAGAAGAUGCUAUUCCUGAUACAGCUCCCACUGAUGUCGGAGGUGGAGGCGGCACAAAGUCUGAAUUAGUGAUAACAUGGGAGCCUUUGUCCGAGGAACUGCAGAAUGGUGAAGGCUUCGGCUACAUAAUCGCCUUUAGGUCUGUGGGCAUGGUCAAGUGGACGCGGGCAAUCAUCUCCACACCCGGUGUAUCCCGUUACGUCCUCCGGAACGACACCAUCCGUCCCUUCUCACCUUUCGACGUCAAAGUGGCGGCCUUUAACAACCGAGGGGAAGGGCCGUUCAGCUCCAUCGCGACAGUGUACUCGGCAGAAGACGUCCCCAGUGUGGCUCCUAAGAUGGUUAGGGCCAGAAGUUUGUCGGCAGCAGAAAUUGAAGUGAUCUGGGAAAUUCUCCCUUCCCUUCCAGAAAGAGUUCUGGGAUAUGAGGUUGUAUACUGGGAAGAUGACACCAAGCCUGACACUGUUGGCAAAGUGCGCAUUACUGGAAACUACACACAGGUUAACAUCACAGGGCUGAAAGCAAACACGGUGUACUACCUUGCUGUGGCUGCCUUUAAUACUGCCGGGCCCGGGCCACAGUCAGCACCUAUCAACAACACCACAAGGAGACCACCACCAGACAGGGCUCCGCUCAACAUACAAUGGAACAUGAUUGGCUCCACACUAACGCUGCACUGGGACCGCGUAGUUGCCAUGGAGACAGAGUCAAAGGUGACAGGAUAUCUGGUGAUGCUAAAAAGACAUCGAUACAACGACAUUCACACCAUCUUCACCAACAAAACCACUGCCGAGCUCAGUCUCUCAGCCAGCGACAACUAUCUUAUUCAGAUCAAGGUUCUGAGCGAAGGCGGGGAAGGUGUGGGCAGCGAACCCAUUCACAUCCACAAAUUAAGCAUGGGAGCUCGGGGUUCUGGAGCCAACAGUCUCAGACGUCUGUCUUGCUCCACAGUCCUCAUCAGUGCAUUCUUCUGCUCUGUCUGGUGAUGUCAAGCCUCCACCCCUCUUCUUUCAUCCCUUCAUUCAGCUUGUCCUAUGUUGAACCCCCCCACUGGACAAAGGUCCGGGUUUCAGAAGCAGAACUUGGAAGAAAGGGGAAAAGGACGAGACCACAUAAAACUCUUAAAGGGAACAUGCCUCUUCAUUUAAAUAGCCAUCCAAAAGAAGUGACGAAUCAUCUGGAUGAUAUUUUCUGCAACUUCUUCCUUUGACAAAAACGUGCCACCCUUCUCGAGAUUUCAUUUUAGAAGUUGUCUUAACCUUGUUUCAUAACUUUUAAGAUCAAAUUGCCUUAAAACCCACUUUGAUGAAACGGUCCAUACCAAAGUAGGCAAAAGUGGCUGCUUAUAUAUACAAAAGUGUUUGCAAAAAAACACAGUAAUUUUCACAGCAGAGUCUUUACAUAUUAUUCUUUGGUUGGGCCCUUAAUUUAGCUUGUCAGAUUAAUCUAAAACCAUUCAUUCAGAUGCAUGCUGUUCACCAAAUUGAUGCUAAUGCAGUUCCUUGGAAAACCACUCACAUCCCUUGACCUUUUUCUAAAUUUUGUCAUGUUUCAACCGUCUACCUCAGUGUAUUUUAUUUAAAAUGGAAGUAAAUGGAUAUGUUGUUUUUAAGCUUUUUAUUAGUACAAAUAUGAAAAGUGUGGCAUGCAUAUGUGUUUUGCCUACUCUUCUUUGACACUUCUGAAAAAGCCAAUGCAACUAUUGCUUUUAGCAGUCAUCUUAAAAUGCAUUCAUCAUCUUGAAGAAAUAUUAAGAAGCUCAGUCAAGUUGAAUGGUUACGAGGUUGAAUAAGGUCUCUACUUUAACUGGGCCAUUCUAACACAUAAAUGUGCUUUAAAACCUUUGUAGACCCAGCUCUAUGUUUAGGUUCGUUGUCAUACAAAAAGGUGAACUUCCACCCUUGUCUCAAGUCUCUUGCACCCUCCAACAGGACUGCUAUGAAAUGUUCUCUCCAUGAAAGCUGACAAGCUUCCUGGUCAUUGCUGAAGAAAAUUAUCCCCAUGGCAUGAUGCUGCUACCACCAUGAGCCACUCUGCAGAACGUGGGAUACCCUGAUCUGAUCUGAGCUGAAUACCUUUUUCCACAUGUUGUGUUGUCCUUUACAAGACGUGUGGUAAAAUGCAAAUGGCACUCCAUAUGGCUUCCACACAGAACAGCUGUAUUUAUAGUCCCACACACUUAUGCAUUUAUCUUGCUUUUUAUUCAUGUGACUUCUGAGGGCAAUUGGUUGCAUUGGAUUUUAUGUAGAGGAAUUAGAUUCAAAUGGGUUUGAUCCAUUUGCACACCACACUUUGCAGAUUGUUAUGUUGUAAAAGAUUGACAAAACAAGUUUUCUUUUUGUUUCACAUCAAAAUUAUGCACUACUUUGUGUUGACCUGUGUGUUGCAUAAAAUGUUAAUAAAAUACAUUGAAUUAAUGUGGUAAAAUGGGAAAAAGGUCCAGGGGUUUGAAUACUUUUGCAAGGCAUUGUAUCAAUAUCCAUUGCAGCUAUAAGAGCUUUACCAGGCUUUGUCAAAUAUAUGAUUGAUGCAUAAUUGAUCAGCUGGGCCUGAAACCCAUUUAUCGCUGACUACUGAAAUAUUAUUAAACCUGUUAGAGUUACAGGUUUGUGAGCUUUAGACCCCUUCCACAACACUCUGAUAGAUCUUGGCAUUUUGCUCUCCAUCUCAUGCUCCUCUUAAUAAUAAAUGCCUAUCACACUCUGCAUUCUAAGUCCAGCGGAAAAAUUGGGAUAGAGGAGAGCACACAUGUGGUGUAGCUACAUCAAGCUGAUCCCAUGUGUACUGUUCCAUCUCUAGACAGAGACGUGUUCUACAUCAUAUAGCGGAAAGUGUACCAUCAACAAUGCCAAACUAGCACUUGCCACAGUGCACAAUGAACUGCAAGAUAACAGUGCCUUCACUGGAGCUCACCCCAGCGUUUUUCUUUCUUUCCCUUGUAAUAGAGUACAGAAGGAUUCAUGUUGUGACAGGGGAAUUGUUUGCUUUUCUGAAGAAUAUUAGCAACAAAAGACAGGAAGCUUGGAAUGUAGAAGCAUGCCCUUAUCAGAAAUGGUAUGCUGAUUAAAUUUUCAUUGGGGCCUGGGAGCGUUUCCAGUUAAAAGGGUUGGCCGAUUCACAAAAGCUUCAAUAGGUUUCAAUACAAAAGUGGAAAUUUUUGUCAGUAUUUCUGAUCUGCGGUAUAAUAAAUGUACGACUCCAUCUGUAUCAUAAUUUAUGAGCUAUUAAGGUAUCAGAAUAAUGGAAGGGGUCUGACUAGAAGCGGUGCUGAAGGCGUGGCUGUCAUUUUACCCCCACUGUACCUCCAUCUGUUGGACUCACAGGGCUGAAGAGUAACAAUGGAAUAUGACCACUCUGCUGAGGAGGCCCCCUUUUUGCAGCCUUUCAUCGUCCAAACAGAAACUGAGGUGUGACUUAUAUGGUCCAGGCAAUGUUAGCUGGAUGGAAAGACAGUUGAACUUUAAAUGUUGAAUUACUGUGCCUUUUCCAAACAUGUGGUUGUGUACAGUCCUUAGCUUACAGCCUUUUUUGAACUCUGUAACCCCCAAAAACCUCGCAGCCGAAGUCAAAUAAAAGCACAAAGAAUUGAUGCAAGGUGACUGGAAGUCUUCACCUCAUCUGAGCAGGUGUUGCGAGACCUCGGAGGAAUCAUAAAAGGUCCAAACGGCCAACAUUAUCAGCCUGUCCUAUCUGCUCCUUGACUGGAUUCAUAAAACUCUGUGCUCGUUGAUUAGACUCCUGCAGACCAGUCAAUGGGAUAUUGAUUUUCCCAGCCCAUUAUUGCGGCUGUCACAUUUCAGCCGUUUGACUGACUGAUGGGCAAGCUCUUAUGCACCUGUUCUAUUGUGUUACAGUCUGUAAUGUUUUAAAUGUCCUCCACUAUUUCCGCUUCCUACUUCCCAUCCAUUGGCUUUAUAGUCAUUCUUUUCAUUUUAAUGUUUUGCUUUGAACAGAAAUUUCUUAGAAAUUUCCGAUUUUUUUGGAAGGUUUUCAUCUUUUGAUUUAGAAACAUUGGUGUAUUAGUGAAUUGUGAAUUGGAGCACUAACCUGAAAUUGAUGAUCUUGUUGCUUCUUUGAGUUACAUAUCAAAACAAACCCAGCAAUGUGUUUUCAUUGUAGUUUAGCUGUUUCGUUAUUUUUAGGAGCAUGGAAAGCCAGUCACACCAGGAUUUAAAAACUGUAAAAUCCACCCUUGACAACAAGUCAUGCGUGCUUUGACAUUUUGAAUCAAGGUUUUUUUUUUUGCUUUGCUUUUUUUUAUCUAAAUUAAAUCAGUUUGAAAUAAUUGAGCCACUCACAAUGUUCUUAGACAUAAAAACAAAAAUAGAUAGCACUUAUAUUAUUAUCCAUGUUGCAACAUUACCAUUAAUUUAACCAUAAUAAUUCAUUUAUAGCUAUAUUACUAAUCAAUAUCUUGUGUUGGGCAAAUAAUGAGUUACAUUUUCAAAUACUGCAACUUCUUAGGAGCUUUAUUACCCAUCAGCUCAACUUCAGGUCAACUUUGUUCAUUUAAUUAAUAAAGAUUAACACAAGAGGAUACACAAGGGUUCACGAGAACAUGACAAGAUGAGAUUUUAAGCAAAGAUUUUACGAACUAUACAAUGCUUUGGAAAGAUUCUCUUAUCAAUGUAGAACAAUCUAGUCCAAGUUUGACCACCUGAUGUACAGGGGUCAUUAAUGUAAAAUUCACACCAGGUGUUGGCAACAACCCAAGCAUUUUUGCAGCCACAGAGAAAUCCAUGCAGCUUAGUCUACCAAUGAAACUAUAGGUAAUAAAAUUUGAAUGCCACUCAAGAGAUGUAUUAAAUACACGAAGAAAAGAAUGUUCAAAAAUACAUAGAAAGCCAAAACGAGAUGAAAUCUGUAAGUAUUUAGAAGGCAUUCCAGCUGCCAUGUGCAAUUCCACAUCAGCUGGUUUAAUAUUAACUGUUGACCUGCAAAAUGGUUUCUCAUUAACAAAGUAUUGCAAAGAGUGGUACGGUAAGAGCAAAAAAAGAAAUCUUACUGUCACAAAACAUACUAAUUGCAAUGGUUACAGCUGCAGUUCUACAUUUAUAAAGGUUCCCAUGAGCACAGCUGAAGGUGAAAUGAAAACCAUUUAACCAUAAACCUGAUGCCCCUUGUAAGGUUUCUGACAGAGAAGUCAAAAGAAUAAUAAAAGAGUUACCGAAGAGCCAAGGUGAACUUGCAGAGAUCCAGAAAGACCAGUAAAUAGCAGGUACAGGUUUUCACAGAAAAACAAUAAGAAAGGCAACCAACCAAAAUGUCCUCUAUGCACACUCACCGUGUGCUGCAUGCUGAGGAUUGUUUAACGUUUGCUGCAGAAGAUUUGGACAUACAUGUGAAAUAAUGGAGAAUACUGGUCAGAUGAGGGUAAAGUUGAAUUCAUUGGAUGUCACUGCACUCACCAUGUUUGGAGAAAAAAUUAUGAUGCAUGUAGCCCCAAAAACACCAUUCUAAAAGUGAUGUUUAAAGGUGAGAACAUCCUGAUGUGGGAUGUCUUAUUGUAUAUAGUACUCACAAACUUUGUAUAACUGAAGAUAGUGUAAGUGGAGAAAUGUGCUGGGACAUUUUGAUAAGAACCUGCAUAUAAAGCAAAUGGGAAUUUUCAAGAGAGACGAUAGUCCCAAAGAGGAAACUCUUGAGUUUCAGAUGAGGAAAGUAAAACUGCUGAAAUGGCCCAGUUCAUCAUCUGACUUGUAUCCAACUGAAAAUCAAUGGGAAUCUUUUAGCUACAUGUGGACUGAUUUGCUUUGCUUUGGUUUGUUUGUGUGGGUUACAUGCGUUGUUGCCUAUGUCUGGGGUACAUUUUCAGUCAAUACCCUUUUUAAGAAUUUUUAAACUAAGAAAAUGUUGACUCAAUCAAUACCUAUUGAUUGACUGUGGUUUCAUAUAUGUCUCAUUCUAAAGUGCUCCUAAUGCCAAAAAGCACGUAAAAUGGUACGACAACAGGCUAUCAUGUUUCGGACUGGGUAAAGUGUAUUACUAAUUAUGUAACAAUGCAUCCAGUUCAUAAGACCAGACGAUACACAUUAUUAAAUUCAUGAAAAUUAGAUGAGACAAAAUUUUAAUCCAGUUUUUUUGUUUUCAAAAAUGUACUAAAUAUUUAUAAUAAUAGAUUACACUUUGUGUCUCAAAUGAUAUAUAACUGGUAUGAUUAAAUUUGAGGUGGUCUAUUGAAGCACAUUGGAUUGUCAAGUAGACGGCAAUUAAGAAUCUACAACAUCGUACUUAAAGAGUUCCUUUUUUUAUGCACUUCACAAAUUGAUGAUUUAAAAAGAUGCUGUUCAAUAAAAUGACAAAGCUCAAGUUUAACCAGUCCAAUUUUUUCAGAUUUUGAAAUAGAGAUUAUCAAAUCUAGUCCAGAUUCCCUAGGAAUUGUAAAAUAGCUUUUUAACUACCACUGAUAGGACACUGGGAAGCCAUUCUCUCUUCAUCUUGGCUCUAAUAUGGAUAUACCUUUUUAUAAUAAUUUCUACUUUUUUUCAAUAUUUCUGCAUUUCAUAAGGUUUUUCCACUUUUUUCUCAUAUGAUUUAGAGUUUUUUUGUAAUUAUUUUAGACGUUUUUAAAUCUUUUUACAAAACAAAAGAAUAUUUCUUAGUUAAAUAUUUGAUCAGCUUCAUUUUAGUUUUUCAAUAUUACAUUUUAUGGUGCUAAGUACAAUUCAAUUUCAACAUGUAAUGCAGUGGAGUUUCCUGGUGUGACCCAGCUUCAAGGCUCUUUGAUAAAAGUGGUGUGUGAAAUUUCCAAAUGAAGUAUCCUAACUGUCAAAUCGUAUGCUAACAUAUUCAUACUUGACAUUGCGUAACUGUGGGCAACUUUUUUUUGUGUUAAGCCUAAUGUCUUUUUUUUUAUUCUCAUGCUCAAAAGCGAAAAAAACAAGUAUAUAUAUAUUCUUGGCCUUGUGCUUCAAUUAAUGCUACAAAGUACAAUCUUAAGGAAAGAUGGUUAUCACAGUCAGCUUUAUGGAUUAGAACUGAAAUGAUCAAAGAACAGCAACAUGUCUAUUAAUAUCCAUGAUCUCCAUACAGACAGAUGAGCUUCAGUGGUUGGAAAGGAGAGAAAAUGGUAUAAUGUAUAUAGCUUGCAUAUGAUUUUUAAACAUGGCCAUCAAAGACAACCUUACUUGUUUUAUAUAGUGUGUUCUCUGGCUUUAAUACUGAUGUAUUAAUCAAUGAUCUCUGUGAGAUACUGACAUGUAGAGUGGCAUUUUCAUAUUGAAAAGUAACUGUAUAAUAUACUAAAAUUGUGCAUGGUAAUUAUUGUUAAUUUGUGUUUUUUUCUAUAACUGUAACUUAGUAAAAAUGUUUAUUCCA
This is a messenger RNA of Girardinichthys multiradiatus, 9916 nucleotides long. RefSeq names its product contactin 3b (gene cntn3b). Gene Ontology annotation, molecular function: cell-cell adhesion mediator activity. The record is from RefSeq and is a predicted model, not a curated record. Gene Ontology annotation, biological process: cell-cell adhesion; brain development. The transcript has 23 exons. NCBI's taxonomy places the organism in Eukaryota, Metazoa, Chordata, Actinopteri, Cyprinodontiformes, Goodeidae. The coding region runs from base 505 to 3585 and encodes 1026 amino acids.